Protobothrops mucrosquamatus (brown spotted pit viper) is the source of this 501-nucleotide messenger RNA. Its product is annotated as poly [ADP-ribose] polymerase 1-like. The record is from RefSeq and is a predicted model, not a curated record. Gene Ontology annotation, molecular function: DNA binding; zinc ion binding. The annotation marks the transcript as partial. The transcript has 4 exons. Lineage: Eukaryota; Metazoa; Chordata; Lepidosauria; Squamata; Viperidae.
GGCUUCUCAGAACUGCGUUGGGAAGACCAGGAAAAAAUUAAAAAACACAUAGAAAGUGGAGGAGCUGCAGCAGGCAAAGGUGGCCAAGAGGGAGGCGGCAAACGUGAAAAAAGUUUAAAUGAUUUUGCAGCAGAAUAUGCAAAGUCCAAUAGAAGUACUUGCAAAGAUUGUGAACGAAAGAUAGAAAAGGGUCAGAUCAGAAUCUCAAAGAAAAUGGUGCUUGCUGAAAAGCCACAGCUGGGGAUGAUAGACAAUUGGUACCAUCUUGACUGUUUCAGUAGCCGCAGAACAAAUCUGGGUUUUCUUCCUACUUUUAAUGCCUCUCAGAUCCAGGGCUUUGAGCUCCUGAAGGCAGAAGACAAAGAAAUUCUAAAGAAGCAGCUACCAUCUGUCAAGAAUGAAGGAAAGCGAAAGGGAGAUGAGGUGGAUGCAAAUGUGAUCUCAAAAAAGAGACCCAAGAAAGAGAAAGAAAAAUUAUUGAAACAAGAAAAGCUGUUAAAG